Messenger RNA from Eubalaena glacialis (North Atlantic right whale), 4049 nucleotides. RefSeq names its product EGFR pathway substrate 8, signaling adaptor (gene EPS8). The transcript is spliced from 22 exons. Gene Ontology annotation, cellular component: plasma membrane; ruffle membrane; vesicle. The record is from RefSeq and is a predicted model, not a curated record. Gene Ontology annotation, biological process: Rho protein signal transduction; regulation of Rho protein signal transduction; positive regulation of ruffle assembly. NCBI's taxonomy places the organism in Eukaryota, Metazoa, Chordata, Mammalia, Artiodactyla, Balaenidae. Gene Ontology annotation, molecular function: actin binding. Bases 434 to 2890 code for a protein of 818 amino acids.
CGGCGCGCGCUCGCGGGCUCGCUCCCCGAGAUGUACUGGGCAUGCGCGGCGCGCGGCCGGCUUAGGCGAGCGGGUGAGCGAGCGGGCGGGCAGCUCCAGACUUCCCCGGCGGCGGCAGCGGCGGGCCAGGCGUUCUAGCCGAGCGUGAGGCCAGCGCUGAGCUCGCCCCGGAGACCGCGUCUCCUCGGCCGGGCGCAGACGGCGGCUGGGCGGCUCCCGGAGGAUUGGGAGGGCGCGGUCCGAGUCGGGGGCUUUCUCCCGGCCGCCUCCCGCCGGGUGUGAGUUCGAGGCGCCUCCGGGGAAGCCGCGGCCCCGAGGGCAGAUCCGAGAUAACCCUUUUUCUACCACUGUACAAUAACUCACAAGCUGCAACCCUUGGACACGCAAUUCCACAAGCAAACUUCAAGUCUUUUGCAAGAACAUUAAAGUCACAAUGAAUGGUCAUAUUUCUAAUCAUCCCAGUGGUUUUCGAAUGUAUCCAUCUCAAAUGAAUGGCUACGGAUCAUCACCCACCUUUUCCAUGGACAGAGAACACAGUUCAAGAACAAGUGCAAAGGCUCUCUAUGAACAAAGGAAGAAUUAUGCACGGGAUAGUGUCAGCAGCGUGUCAGAUAUAUCCCAAUACCAUGUUGAACACUUGACUACCUUUGUUCUGGAUCGGAAAGAUGCUAUGAUAACUGUUGACGAUGGAAUAAGGAAGCUGAAAUUGCUUGAUGCCAAGGGCAAAAUAUGGACUCAAGAUAUGAUUCUUCAAGUGGACGAGAGAGCUGUGAGCCUGAUUGAUUUAGAAUCAAAGAAUGAACUGGAGAAUUUUCCUUUGAACACAAUCCAGCACUGCCAAGCUGUGAUGCACUUGUGUAACUAUGAUUCAAUUCUUGCCCUUGUGUGCAAAGAGUCAACUCAGAACAAGCCUGAUCUUCAUCUUUUCCAGUGUGAUGAGAUUAAGGCAAACCUAAUUAGUGAAGAUAUUGAAAGUGCAAUCAGCGACAGUAAAGGAGGGAAACAGAAGAGGCGGCCUGAUGUCCUGAGGAUGAUUUCCAAAGCAGACCCUGGUAUACCGCCUCCACCCAGAGCUCCCGCCCCUGUGCCUCCUGGAACUGUGACCCAGGUGGAUGUUAGAAGUCGGGUGGCAGCCUGGUCCGCACUGGCAGCUGACCAAGGGGACUUUGAGAAACAAAGGCAUUAUCAUCAGCAGGAAGAAACACCUGAGAUGAUGGCAGCUCGCAUUGACAGAGAUGUGCAAAUCUUAAACCACAUUUUGGAUGACAUUGAAUUUUUUAUCACAAAACUCCAAAAAGCAGCUGAAGCAUUUUCUGAGCUUUCUAAAAGGAAGAAAGCUAAGAAAGGUAAAAAGAAAGGACCAGGAGAGGGUGUUUUAACACUGAGGGCAAAACCUCCACCUCCUGACUCAUUUGUUGACUGUUUCCAAAAGUUUAAACAUGGAUUUAACCUUCUGGCCAAAUUGAAGUCUCACAUCCAGAAUCCUAGUGCUGCAGAUUUGGUUCAUUUUUUAUUUACUCCAUUAAAUAUGGUUGUGCAGGCAACAGGAGGUCCUGAACUAGCCAGUUCAGUACUCAGCCCCCUACUGACAAAGGACACAAUCGAUUUCUUGAGUUAUACUGUCAGUGUCGAUGAGAGACAGCUGUGGGUGUCAUUGGGAGACUCGUGGAUGAAAGCCAGAGCAGAGUGGCCAAAAGAACAGUUUAUCCCACCCUAUGUCCCACGGUUCCGCAGUGGUUGGGAGCCCCCGAUGCUGAACUUCAUGGGAGCAUCAGUGGAGCCGGAUCUCUAUCAACUGACUGAGUCUGUGGCAAACGCAGCAGAACAGCAUCGCAAGCAAGAAACAAAAAGAUUAUCCACAGAGCACUCCAGUGUAUCAGAGUAUCCUCCAGCUGAUGGGUACACAGUAUUCAAUAACAUUUAUGGAAGAGGGCCCCAUGUGGACCAAGGGGAAGCCGCUGUUGCUUUUAAGCCAACUCCUCAUCGCCAUGUAGAUAGAAAUUAUGAUCUACAACCCAAGAAAUAUGCCAAAUCCAGGUAUGACUUUGUGGCAAGGAACAACAGUGAGCUCUCAGUUCAAAAGGAUGAUAUUUUAGAGAUCCUUGACGAUAGGAAGCAAUGGUGGAAAGUUCGAAAUGCAAGUGGAGAUUCUGGAUUUGUGCCAAACAACAUUUUGGAUAUCGUGAGGCCUCCAGAGUCUGGAUUAGGGCGUGCUGACCCACCUUACACGCAUACCAUACAGAAACAGAGGAUGGAGUAUGGUCCAAGAGCAACUGACAUUCCCUCUGCGCCAUCACCUCCUCCAACACCAGCUCCUGUUCCUGUUCCCCUCCCACCUUCUGCUUCAGCACCUCUUCCUGUGUCAAAGGUCCCAGCAAAUGUAACCCGUCAGAACAGCAGCUCCAGUGACAGUGGUGGCAGUAUUGUGCGAGAUAGCCAACGACAAAAACAAGUUCCUGCGGACCGAAGGAAAUCUCAGAUGGAGGAAGUGCAGGAUGAACUCAUCCACAGACUGACCAUUGGUCGGAGCGCCGCCCAGAAGAAGUUCCACGUGCCACGGCAGAAUGUGCCAGUUGUCAAUAUCACUUAUGACUCCACCCCAGAGGAUGUGAAGACAUGGUUGCAGUCAAAGGGGUUCAGCCCUGUAACUGUCAAUAGUCUUGGAGUAUUAAAUGGUGCACAACUUUUCUCUCUCAAUAAAGAUGAACUGAGAACCGUCUGCCCUGAAGGGGCCAGAGUCUUUAGCCAAAUCACUGUACAGAAAGCUGCAUUAGAGGAUAACAACGGCAGCUCUGAGUUGCAAGAAAUCAUGCGAAGACGGCAGGAAAAAAUCAGUGCUGCUGCUAGCGAUUCAGGAGUGGAAUCUUUUGAUGAGGGAAGCAGUCACUAAUUAGUUUUUAAACUCCAUUAUUCUUGGCAUUAUUCCAACGUGCUUUGUUUUAAGAAGCCAUGAAGGGAAUGUCAGAUUCUUAUUUCUUGGUAUACAGAAUUUAUCGCCAUAAAGAAACAAUGCAAACAUAAGUAAGCAGAGGACUUGCUUCUGGGCCCGUUAUUUUUAUUAAAAUGAAAAAAUUUUAAACAGAAUUUCUCACCUUGGGAAAUAUUUUUUUCUACUUUACCGAGGUGAGGUUUCCUUUAUUGGAUUAAUUAUUUCAUCCCCAUCUCAAUGCCUAAGCAGACUUUUUUUUUUUUUUGACAGUGGUGGGUUUAUUUAUUGCAACAAAACAGAGAUAUUGCCCAUGAUUCAAAAUCUAAACAAUUUCAGUUUUGCCUGUGACUAUGGUAUGUAUCAUCCAGGGUGUAGCUUACUUUAGGCUAGCCUCUGCUUACUUAGGUCUCUUCUUCAACAUACUCAAUAACAGAAUAUUUAGCUUUAUUUAAAGUUCUUAAUGCCAACAGUUUUUAAAAAAGAUUAAAACAUUUAAUGAACUGUAAAAUACAGCAAGGCCUUGGACAUACAAAUAGAAACCUUUGGAGCAUUCCCGAGACAUUUUAUCUGUCAUGGCUCUGUUGAUCACAAUUCCUUGUAUAGCUUGUAUUUUGAUUUAGUUUAUAUUCUACUUAUUAUCUAUACUGUGUUCUUAUAUAUGAGAAAGCACAAGUGUAAAAGAGGUCAUAUACAUUCAAAAUCUGUCACAGGAAAUAGCCUGCAUUGGUGUGUGUUACAGUAUUCUGCUUAAUGAAGGCCUCAGUUCUGAAUAUUGAUAUAAGUAGUUAAAAGCAAAUUGGGGCCAUUUUAUGAGUUUAUCUGUGUCAAGUUUUUCUGGUAAUAAGAAAUAAUAUACACAUAUUUUAAUCCUGUGAAAGAUUCUAGGUAGAGAAAAGAAAGAGACUUAACCUUCAACAAAUGUUAUUUUUGAAAACAUGAUUUUGUCAUUAAAUGUUAUAUUAUUUCACAUAUAUAAAACAGAUGUUAUGUAAGAAUGUUGUAUAUUUUAACAUAAAUCCAUUUAGAGAGAUUAUCUAGAUUCAUUAAUUUUCAUAGUGCCUUUUUCACAUGAGUCAGCUGGAAAGUCUGCAAUAAAGAGUAUUUGCCAUACAUUAAUAAA